AUGUCUGGAAUAUACGAAGCCAUCGACAACGAUAUCCCCGUACUCGGUAUUCCCGUGUUUUUCGAUCAACCGCACAACAUCGUCAACAUGGUACACUGGGGCGCGGCAGUGACGUUGGAUCACAAAACGCUGACUAAAGACAUAUUGGUGAACGCUAUCAAAGAAAUGGUUACCAAUUACGCAAAGUGAGUUUCUUUAUUUAUAUGUUAACAAAAUGACAUAAUGUGCUCUUAAUGUGUUCACAUAAAUUUAGGUACAAGUCGAAUAUAAUGAAACUUUCUAAACAGUUUAAAGGCCGUCCGAAAACACCAAAAGAAGAAUUAAUAUAUUGGACAGAAUAUGUGAUCAAACACAGAGGCGCACAUCAUUUAAAAUCGGCCGCCCUCAAUUUGUCUUAG
Molecule: messenger RNA, 398 nt
Organism: Cinara cedri
Lineage: Eukaryota; Metazoa; Arthropoda; Insecta; Hemiptera; Aphididae
Source: the annotation of a GenBank genome assembly